Anguilla anguilla (European eel) is the source of this 2116-nucleotide messenger RNA. RefSeq names its product sequestosome 1 (gene sqstm1). The transcript has 8 exons. Gene Ontology annotation, cellular component: aggresome; amphisome. Gene Ontology annotation, molecular function: protein kinase C binding; K63-linked polyubiquitin modification-dependent protein binding; zinc ion binding. Lineage: Eukaryota; Metazoa; Chordata; Actinopteri; Anguilliformes; Anguillidae. The record is from RefSeq and is a predicted model, not a curated record. The coding region runs from base 259 to 1590 and encodes 443 amino acids. Gene Ontology annotation, biological process: mitophagy; endosome organization; aggrephagy.
AUAAAGGAAUGGGGUGGUUUCAGACGGCGGACUUCCCCCUCCUGGUCAAUGGUGAAACCUGAUUGGCUGGUGUGCCGUAUAAAAAUUACAGGUCGGCAGAGAGUACAUACGUAACCGUAGCAGACAAACAGGAUAGGCAUCACCAGAGGGACCAGCACAGCUGAUCGGAAGUCGUUUCAGCGAGAGUAAUUUCUAGCUGCGCAACAGAUAAUUCACGACAGAUCUGAACAUUGUAAACGCCGGAGAAAAGCAGCGAUUAUGUCGAUGACAGUGAAAGCAUAUCUGCUCGGCAGGGAGGACGUCCAAAGGGAGAUCCGCCGUUUCACCGUAGACCAAGAUGUGGCGACCAGUUUUGAGUACCUGAAUCGAAAAGUGGCCGACGUCUUCCAAAGCCUUCGGAAUGCAACCUUCCAGAUGUACUACAAAGAUGAGGAUGGGGACAUGAUCGCCUUCUCAUCAGAUGAGGAGCUAAUCAUGGGACUCUCUUCCGUGAAGGAGGACACCUUGCGCGUCUUCAUCAAAGAGAAGAGGGAGAACAAGCGGGACGUCCCCCCGCAGGGCUUCCAGGGCCCCGCCCCCUUCCCGUUCCCCUUCCCUCCGACCCCGGGAGCCCCCCACAUGCCUCCCCCGCCGCACCACCCCCACCCCCACCCCAUGGUGCACCCCAGUGUGACGUGUGACGGCUGUGAGGGCCCGGUGGCGGGCACGCGCUUCAAGUGCACCGUGUGCCCGGACUACGACCUGUGCUCCACCUGCCAGGCCAAGGGCCUCCACAAGGAGCACGCCCUCAUGCCCAUCUGGCACCCGCUCAACAACAUGUUCGAGCAUUGGUUCCCUCGGGGCAAGUGGAUGCGCAAGAUGAGACACGGCAUGGGCCACUGCAUGUGGGCCGGGGCCCAGAACCAGGCCCGGGCUGAGCCCGGCCCGUCCGGAACAAGCCCUGCCUCCGAGCCCACCCCGCCUGCCCCUGAGAACGGGCAGGCCCCACCCGACGGAGCGGCCUCUGCCCAGGCCAACGUGGAGUACCUGAAGAACAUCGGAGAGGGCGUGGCGGCCAUGCUGAGUCCCCUGGGCAUCGACGUGGACAUUGACGUCGAGCACGAAGGGAAACGGACCAAAGUCACCCCGACCCCGACCCCGCCCGGUUCCGGAGGACCCCCCAGCACCCAGUCUGACGGCAGGCAGGAAGAGGAAACCACAGACAAACAGAGCAGUCUGAAAAGCAAUGCGAGCGGGACAAAGGGGCCGAAGGACCUGGGCAGCGAUGAGGAGUGGACGCACCUCAGUCCGAAGGAGGUGGACCCCUCCACGGGGGAGCUGCAGUCCAUGAGGAUGGAGGAGGGCGAGGAAGAUCCAGGGGCCCCCAGCACGUCCGAGCAGGGUCCCACGGGCCUUCGAGAGGCUGCGCUGUACCCCCACCUGCCACAAGAUGCGGACCCGCGGCUGGUGGAGUCCCUGUCGCAGAUGCUCUCCAUGGGCUUCAUGGACGACGGCGGCUGGCUCACCCGCCUGCUCCACGCCAAGAACUACGACAUCGGGUCGGCGCUGGACACCAUCCAGUACUCCAAACAGCCCGGGCCUCCGAAGUAACCAGCACAGCGCCCGGGGAGGGGGGUGACCGAGCGGUCACUCCGCACCAUGAAGAGCCCUGCAUUUACCACAGCUAGCCUAUCAGAAACUUCUUUUCUAUCCUUCUCUAAUGUAAUCUAAAAAUGAGCUGAAGUACUUACCAGCUUUAACACGAAUUAGCGCUAAUGAUAUAUGUACCAACAAAAUAACAGUGGUGUAUCCGAUCACUCAAUGCUCAGCUAGUUAUAAUACUGAGUAGUUGUUUUUUUGUUUUAAUCAGGCAUUUAAGCCUGUUAACAUACUUUUAAAAGUAAAAGUACUUUUAUUUGUGACCAAAUUAAACUGGUAAAGUAGUAAACAAACAAGUUCAGCUGUAAGGAGCUGAGAAUUGUUAGCAUAAGGUAAACUUUACAAGCUCUCAAUGAAGUGGAUGGUACCUUGAUUGCCGGUCGUGAUUUUGCUGGUCAUGUGGGCACUUUGUAGAGGGAAAAAAAAACUGUUUCUCUGUCUUGUCUGUCCUGAAUAAAGCGCUUUGGCAUUAACGAGA